This is a messenger RNA of Vombatus ursinus (common wombat), 5809 nucleotides long. RefSeq names its product potassium voltage-gated channel subfamily A member 6 (gene KCNA6). The transcript is spliced from 3 exons. The record is from RefSeq and is a predicted model, not a curated record. Gene Ontology annotation, cellular component: voltage-gated potassium channel complex; membrane. Bases 28 to 1656 code for a protein of 542 amino acids. Gene Ontology annotation, biological process: potassium ion transmembrane transport; protein homooligomerization. Lineage: Eukaryota; Metazoa; Chordata; Mammalia; Diprotodontia; Vombatidae. Gene Ontology annotation, molecular function: protein binding; delayed rectifier potassium channel activity.
GGAAGGGCGCACAGCGUAGCAGGCGGUAUGCGGGAGGAGACAACCUUGGCGCAGGCGGCUCACGGGGAGGUCCGGGGACCCGAAGAGGAGCAGCAGGGUGGAGGAGACUUCCCCGGGGCUGCUGGAGGUGGCGGUGGCUGCUGCAGCAGUGAGCGCCUGGUGAUCAACAUCUCGGGGCUGCGAUUUGAGACACAAUUGCGCACUCUGUCUCUGUUUCCUGACACACUUUUGGGAGACCCCGGGCGCCGAGUCCGCUUCUUUGACCCCUUGCGCAAUGAGUACUUCUUUGAUCGCAACCGACCCAGCUUCGACGCCAUCCUGUACUACUACCAGUCUGGGGGCCGGCUACGGAGGCCCGUCAACGUGCCUCUGGAUAUCUUCCUGGAGGAGAUCCGCUUCUACCAGCUGGGUGAGGAGGCCCUGGAGGCUUUCCGGGAGGAUGAGGGCUGCCUUCCAGAGGGUGGUGAGCACCAGAAGCCCUUGCCUUCGCAGCCCUUCAAACGUCAGGUCUGGCUCCUCUUUGAAUAUCCUGAAAGCUCAGGCCCAGCUAGGGGCAUCGCCAUUGUCUCCGUACUGGUCAUUCUCAUCUCCAUAGUUAUCUUCUGCCUGGAAACCCUGCCCCAGUUCCGGCCAGACCCCAGAAGCAGAAGUGAUGGUGGGAGGGUACAUUCAGGUGGCCCAGCCCCCAGAGGGAGUCAGGAAGAAGAUGAGGGAGACCACUCAGUAUAUAAGCUGUUAAAUCCCAGUGUCAUUGUCCAGGGAGGAGUUGUAUCAGGACCUGGACCAUCAUCCCAACUGAUCCCACUUGGGGGUCCUCCAGAGUCUGGCUCUUUCUUCACAGACCCUUUUUUUCUGGUAGAGACCCUCUGCAUAGUGUGGUUCACCUUUGAGCUGCUGGUUCGUUUCUCUGCCUGCCCAAGCAAGCCAGCCUUCUUCCGCAACAUCAUGAACAUCAUAGAUUUAGUGGCCAUCUUCCCUUACUUUAUCACCUUGGGCACAGAGUUGGUGCAACAGCAGGAACAGCAGCCUGGAAGCGCUGGAGGAGGUGGCAGCCAGAAUGGGCAGCAGGCCAUGUCCCUGGCAAUCCUGCGAGUCAUUCGCCUGGUCCGAGUUUUCCGCAUCUUCAAACUUUCCCGACACUCCAAAGGUCUCCAAAUCCUGGGCAAGACGUUGCAGGCCUCCAUGAGGGAGCUCGGGCUCCUCAUCUUCUUCCUCUUCAUUGGAGUUAUCCUCUUCUCCAGUGCUGUCUACUUUGCUGAGGCUGACGAUGAUGAUUCACUCUUUUCCAGCAUCCCUGAUGCCUUCUGGUGGGCAGUGGUCACCAUGACCACAGUUGGCUAUGGGGACAUGUACCCCAUGACUGUAGGGGGCAAGAUUGUGGGAUCUCUGUGUGCCAUUGCAGGCGUCCUCACCAUUGCCCUACCAGUACCGGUCAUUGUCUCCAACUUCAACUAUUUUUACCACCGUGAAACAGAGCAAGAGGAACAAGGCCAAUAUACACAUGUCACAUGUGGGCAGCCUAUACCAGACCUGAAAGGAUUGGGUGGGGGACUUGGCAAACCAGAUUUCUCUGAGAUUGCUCCAGAACGGAGACCCAGCUACCUUUCCACCCCACAUAGGGUUUAUGCAGAAAAAAGGAUGCUAACAGAAGUUUGAUCAUUGAGAGAGAGAAGUUGGGGAUUGAGGGGAAUGGAGUAAUAAAGAACUGCAGUAGUUUUAUAGUCACCCCCUAUCUAGAACCAAGGUCUUCAUCAUUCCCUCUAACUGGAGUGACAUAGAUGGCUGAACUGUGAAACCCUAUUGCCUGGACCUCUGACUCCAGUGACCAGAAGGAUGUCUCUUGAUAUUUAAGAUACAUGAUACACUUCCAGGGGUGUCAUCUGAUCAUUCUUACUUUCCUAACAACUCUAUGGAAUAUCUUAUCUCAUUAUACUACCUGAAGACUGAUUUUUCCAUGCUUUGUCUGUAGUCUCAAAAGAACUAGAACUCUUGGGACCACUUUGGCACUCCCAACCUUAGUUUUCAUCUGCUGAAUUUCCAUCCAAAGAUGGAGGGUCAGGAACAACUCACUCAAUCAACUAUUUUUAUAUGGUGCCCUUUGUCAUCUAUCUAUUCAGAAGACCCUGCCUUUAGCAUCAUGGAUCUAAAACAUUCUAAUCAUCUCUAAGUUUAACUAGGAUGACAGAUUUCAGGAUCUAACCUUACCAUUUAGAAGAUAUAUAGGGAAAUCUAAAAACAGUAGGAUGAUGAUGAUGAUGAUGAUAAUGAUGAUGAUGAUGAUGAUGAUGAUGGUGUGUGUGUGUGUGUGUGUGUGUGUGUGUGUGUGUGUGUGUGUGUUUUGGUACAAACAUGCAACCCCUGAUCCAGGUUUCUCCACUUCCAGGAGAAUUGGUUCUCAAAGCCGAAUAUUAGUUAUAUGCAAGUGCCUUCCCAUGCAAAGGGAAUGGGGACCAGGGAAUCACCAAGUCCAGAGAAGCACAGAAAUGGAGUCACAUAUAACCCUUGGUUCAGUUUUUUGCCUCUGAAAGGCUGUAACAUCUUGGUGCACAGUACAGUUUUCUCUAUUGCCCUAACUGCUACACAGUAGCAGCUUUCACUGGCUCAUCCGCCCAAAAUGCUUCCAAGCCCUCCACAGCUGCCACAUAGACUCAAUGUUCUCCCUCUAACCUGGACAUUUAAACUUGGGGAUGCCUCUGAUGUUUUGCUAAAGCAAACAUCUGGCUUAAGCCCCCAGAUUGGCAGAUGCAAGGAUAUUGUAAAGUGGCCAAAGAAAAGAUUUCUGAGCCUCCACAACUGUUUUCUCUUUUCAUGGGCAAUAGGAAAUACCUAUGUUAAGAAAUUAGCAAUUAUUCUUUAUGGGCAAUCCUAUUGUUAGAAUCUUUUUGUUCAGUUAGAUGAGCAUUUAUGAACCAUAUAGAUCAUAUAGAAAGAGUACUGAAUUUGGCAUCCGAGAUCCUGGAUUCCAAACCUCCUGCCACUUAGUACUUAGAUAACCUUGGACAAAACUUCGCCUCAAUUUUCUCAUCUAUAAAAUGAGGCAUUGGACUUGAUGAUUCCUAGGGCCCCUUCCUGCUCUAAAUCUGUGACUCCGUAACUGUCAUUCAUUUCUCUUUUAAGAUUUUGAUCCUCCAUGCACCUAGGAACUCUCCUUUUGUUUUUCUAUAGGGUGAGGUAUUAGUCACAUCUCUUCUGUGUGAAUUUCAGAAUCAUGAAAGACUAUCAGCCAGGUUUUGAUUUUCUUUUUAAGGUUUGAGAUUGCUUGGCAGAGACUUCUUUUCCCUCUAGGUGUGUCUAAUGAUGGAUGUCCUUUUAAGGACAAUUUUAAUGAGUUGCACCCUAGAUUAGAAGUUGACAGAUUCACAUUUUAGUUCCAUUCUAACUUCCUUGGGUGACUUGGGGCAAAUCACUUUCCCUCUCUGUACCUCAGUUUCCCCAUCUCUUAAAUGGGGAGUAUAAUCCUUCCCUCUCCCUACCUCAUGAGACAUCUCAAUAAACUUUUCUGGUCAGAUUGGAGAUGAUGCUAUGCAAGCAUAUGAUCUUAUUAACAGGCAUUGGCACCUUAGUCUUUGCCUUCUCUCUCAAUCUUAGCCAAGGAACAAUUCCCUCUUCUCCCCUUCCUGUAUGAGUUCCUAGAUUUCAGAUCUAAAGCUAAAGGCAAGGAGAAUGUCAAAAAGAAGCAUAUUUGAGUUCUCAAACUUCUUAAAUCCCUCCUCAGUGUUGGGGCUGGUGCAGUCCUUACUUUCUCAUCUUCUCUGGAGGAGAAAAGGGAUUAUCUGGUCUCAACCAGUAUCUUUCAAGGAUAAGGGACAGCUGCAGCUCCCCUAAGUUUGAACUACAGCUGGGGUAAAGCAGUUUUUUGAUUCGGUAACAUGCCGUCUAGAUAAGAGUUGUUUUUCUGAAGCCCUUCAGUUACAUCUGCUGGCCAGUUAGAGAGGGGAGCAUUAAAGACACGGGGACAAAGGAAGAGUCCUGACCAUGGAUAAAUAUGUGAGUGUAUGUAUAUAUAAUCCUAUUCAUAAUCUAUUACAAAACAUUUCCUUUUCAAGACAGUGCACAUAUGAAGUUAAGGGUUUGUGGAAAACUGUUAUUUCAAGGGAUUCCUGUUGUCAUAACAGCCUUUCAGCCUGUUUUCAUAUCUUCUGACUGGGAGACCAAACGGAAACAGCACAGUCCUGGUUUCCCAAAUAGAGAGACCUUGAUGAUUCUUUUAGGUGCUACUGGUGGCCAGGGCAGGGCAUAUGGUUGGUCAGUCCCUGACAUGGAUCAAAUGAAUCAUCAAACUUCCUUUGGUCCUUCUUUCAUGCUACUUUGCCAGCUCUGGCCUCUCAGCUUCCUCAGUCACUUCUGCUUACCCUUCACUCACCUGUGUGCUUGUUACCUGUUUGAGAAACCAUUGCUAACAUGGACUCCAGAAAAACACAGGGAUGUCUUGGAGGGGAGGAGUCUUACUUGGAAAGAAGAGGCUUUCUGACGGGAUGAUGUCUCUUUCCACUCAGAAGAUGGCUAUUCUCAGGUCUCAUAGAUAGAAACAAGUAAAUCCUCCUUCUCUUCAGAGAACUUCCCAGCUGCUAAAAGGGAAUUCUUUAUAAACAUGACACUAAAGAAAAGUUUCAUAGACUAAAACCUUUGGAGGCUGUGGCUCAAGCCUAGUUUCUGUGAGGUUUAUUAAAUGUAGUCUUCUGAGACUUUUGUCUGCUUCCUGGGCUUUUGUUGCUACAGCUGUUGCUGUGGCAGUCGGACAACUCCAUUGGGAAGACUGUGAUGCUCAAGCCAUCUGGGUCCCUGAGCAUGGACCCAGCCAAUGCCCCAAAGGAAAUUCUGGGGACUUCCAACAAGAGGCAAUGACACAUCUCUGCAGAGAGACUUGAGCUCUUCCUGUUUCAUCCCACAGGAGAGGAGGGAGUAAGAGCUGCUGUUUCGUUUAAGGCAAGCUAAGUGUGUAUAACAUGGCCCCAAGGAAGGAAACACCCACAUUUGUAUAGCAGCUCCUGAGAGAAAAGAAGACCUUGGAUGGCCAAGUUGAUCCUUGGACUGACUCCAGUUGCACAUUUCUCCUAUGGUUUUCUAUGAACACAGUCUAGUCUGCAAGAAAGAGAGACAUGAUGAUAUCUGUUGUCCAUGACGAUUAGGAUCCAGAAGAAGGAAGAAGUCCAGUGCCAUGGGAUGGAUGUAUCUCCAGUUUUUACUUCUCUACCUCCUAAAGCAUCCCAAAGGGGAAGAGACUCCAGACCUCACAGUAACACAUGUUUCAGUGUCUCCCAGCCUGUUUACAGUAAGGUCAUCCAGGUUUGCAAACCAAAUGACUCUUACUCCAUUGGACAAGACUGUUACUUCUAUGUUCAACUGUUGAUUAUUUGCACUCAAGAAGAGAGGCUGUAGGAUGAGUAAUCGCUAGCAACAAAUGAGAUGAAAGUCGUUUCCAUUGGACUUUGGAUGUUUUUAUUGCAGUAAAUUUGCCUUCCAAAUUAAGUUUGCUGUACUAUAAUGUAUAUUGAUUUAUAUUCCUUGAGCAUUUUAUAAGCUGUAUGAAAAGGCAAUUUAGAGGCUCCAUGUGCCUCAAUUUCCUCAUCUAUAAAAAAGGAUAAUGAUGCUUAUACUACCUACCUCACUGUAUUGUCGUGAGGAAAACUAACAGUAUUUGCAGAGGUGGAGGACUGGGUAUGGAACAUUGUGGGACACCCUGUCAGAUCAAAAGCACCCUGCUUGAUGCUUUGGUCAAAUUUGAAAUACUCCUUUUUUUUUAAUCCAUUAUUUUUUGUUAUAAGGGAUGACUCACUGAGGAGGGGGGGAUAGAUAUAAUUGGAAAUGA